This is a messenger RNA of Alnus glutinosa, 2979 nucleotides long. RefSeq names its product aminopeptidase M1-like. The record is from RefSeq and is a predicted model, not a curated record. The transcript has 19 exons. Gene Ontology annotation, biological process: peptide catabolic process; proteolysis. NCBI's taxonomy places the organism in Eukaryota, Viridiplantae, Streptophyta, Magnoliopsida, Fagales, Betulaceae. Gene Ontology annotation, cellular component: cytoplasm. Gene Ontology annotation, molecular function: zinc ion binding; metalloaminopeptidase activity; peptide binding. Bases 210 to 2885 code for a protein of 891 amino acids.
GCCAUCACUCCCCACGUACUCCAUGGUUGUAGCUAGAAGGUGACCAUGGCAGGCCCAUACCAUAGUUUAGAAAGCGACAACGGACCAGUUUUCAAAGUAGGCAAGCACGUGUAGUCCAAAUAACUCCAAAAUACAAGUACCAUCUGCUUAAAGCCUUGUCUUUCUCUUUGCAAAGCUACCCACAAGAAAUUGAGAUAGUUUUGGAGAAAAUGGAGACGAAGCAAAGCACGGAGCAAUUCAAAGGCCAAGCAAGGCUACCGGAGUUCGCAAUCCCAAAACGUUAUGAUCUUUACCUCAAGACCGACCUGUCUGAAUGCACUUUCUCCGGUACCGUACAAGUCAACCUUAACAUCGUCGAAGACACGAAGUUCCUCGUCCUGAAUGCUCUCGAGCUUGUCAUCCACCAAGUCUGGUACACCACCAGCUCCCACAACCAAACGUAUCUGCCGUGUGAUGUUGCUUUGGAUGGCGAUGAUGAGAUACUCGUGCUGGUCUUUGAUGAAGUGCUUGGUGUUGGUGAAGGAGUUCUGGGGAUUGAGUUUUCUGCGGCCCUUAACGAGCACUUGAAGGGUUUCUAUAGAUGUACUUAUGUGGAUGGAGGAGUGAAGAAGAAUAUGGGAGUUACUCAGUUUGAAGCUGUCGAAGCAAGGAGGUGCUUUCCUUGCUGGGAUGAACCUGCGCUUAAGGCCACCUUCAAGAUAAAACUAGAUGUGCCAGCAGAGUUGACAGCAUUGUCGAAUAUGCCAAUUACUGAUGAAAAGCCUAAUGGAAACAUUAAGACUGUUUAUUUUGAGGAAUCUCCAAUCAUGUCAACUUAUUUGGUGGCUUUUGUUGUUGGUGUGUUUGAUCAUAUUGAAGAAACAACAGCUGAUGGGAUUAAGGUUCGUGUAUAUUGUCCUGUUGGAAAGAGUGAUAAAGGGAAGUUUGCUUUAGAUGUUGCUGUUAAGGCGCUCGAUUUAUAUACCAAGUACUUUGCAACUCCUUACCCACUUCCAAAACUAGAUAUGGUUGCCGUCCCUGAAUUUUCUGGUGGGGCUAUGGAGAACUAUGGUUUGAUCACAUACCGUGAAAAUGAGCUACUUUACGAUGAUUUGCUUUCUACAGCUGCCAGGAAGCAACGUAACGCAAUUGUAGUAUCUCAUGAAGUAGCCCAUCAAUGGUUUGGGAAUCUGGUAACAAUGGAAUGGUGGACUCAUUUAUGGCUUAAUGAGGGAUUUGCAACAUGGGUUAGUUAUUUGGCUGUUGACAGCAUGUUUCCAGAGUGGAAAAUAUGGACUCAAUUCCUAGAACUAACGACCGAUGGCCUAUGUAUGGAUGCACUGGAACAAUCACAUCCAAUUGAGGUGAAGGUACACCAUGCUCGUUCCAUAAUUGAGGUAUUUGAUGAUAUCAGCUACAAAAAGGGAUCUGCUGUCAUAAGAAUGUUGCAGGGUUUUCUUGGUGAUCAUAUGUUCCAGAAAUCCUUAAGUUCAUACAUAAGAAGAUAUGCUGGAAAAAAUACGACGACCGAAGAUUUAUGGAGCAUUCUUUCAGAGGAAUCUGGUGUUCAAGUAAACUCAAUGAUGGAUGCUUGGACAAAGCAAAAAGGAUAUCCAGUUAUCUCUGUAAAAUCCAAAGACGAUAUUUUGGAAUUUGAACAGUUGCAAUUCCUUUCAUCUGGUUCUCAUGAUGACAGACUAUGGAUUGUUCCAGUAACUUUGUCCAUUGGUUCAUACAGCAGGCGCAAGACUUUCCUUUGGGAUACAAAGUUUAGAGAAUUGGAUAUAUCUGAACUGGUUCAUUCUUCAGACGAAAAUUCAAGCUCAAUCAAGGAAAAGAAUAGAGAGACAUGUGAUGAACAUUUAUGGGUCAAAGUUAAUACUGAUCAGAGUGGUUUCUACAGGGUAAAAUAUGAAGAUAAGCUUGCAGCUCAGCUUAGGAAAGCUGUAGAGAGCAAUUGCCUGUCAGCAAUAGAUAAAUUUGGCGUUUUGGAUGAUAUGUAUGCUCUUUGUGAAGCUUGCAAAGAAUCACUCUCCUCAUUGCUUUCCUUGAUGGAUGUAUACAGAAAAGAGCUUGAUUUUGUUGUGGUGUCGAAACUCAUUGAUGUGUGUUAUGAAGUUGUGAAGAUCUCGGGUGAUGCCAUCCCAGAUUUGGUGAAUGAGUUGAAACAAUUUUUCAUUAAUCUCCUCCUGUUUUCUUCAGAAAAAUCAGGCUGGGAAUCAACAUCUGGAGAGAGUCAUUUAAGUGCAUUAUUGAGAGGAAGAGUCUUUCUUGCCUUGGCUACUUUUGGCGAUGAUAAAACUCACAAGGAAGCAACACGACGCUUUCAGACUUUACUGAAUGAUAGAAAUACUCCACUCCUUUCAGCUGAUACUAGAAAGGCUACUUAUGUUGCUGUCAUUCUGAACACCAACACCACAAACAGGAACGGGUUUGAUUCCCUAUUGAAUGUCUAUAGAGAAGCUAACACAGUGCAAGAGAAGGAACUGGUUUUACGCCAUAUUGCAUCUUGUCCGGACCCAACUAUAGUCCUUGAGGCUCUGAAUUUUAUGUUGUCUGAUGAGGUUCGACAUCAAGAUAUUAUUUACGUGCUUGCCGGGAUAAGCUCAGAAGGCCGUGAAGUAGCAUGGAGAUGGUUGAAGGAGAACUGGGAGUUGAUCUUCAACAAAUAUGGUGCUGGAAUUCUAAUCCACCAUUUCAUUACCGACAUUGUCACUUUGUUUUGCAGCAAUGAAAUGGCUGAUGAGAUAGAAGAAUUUUUUGCAAGCCGUGUGCAUCUUUCUUUUGGCAUGAAUUUGAAGCGAAGCAUUGAGCAAGUCCGAAUCAAAGCGAGGUGGGUGGAGAAUAUAAAGCGCGAGCAAUCCCUACAAGACCUACUCAAACGAUUGGCUCGCAAGAAAUCAUAGUUUUUUUGAUUUGAUUCCAGACCAUAAUCAAUAAUUUGCUCCACAAAUCGUGCAGUAUAUCUGUUAUAUAUGUAUGUGUGGUGCAUAUAAAGAA